UGAAACUGAAGUGCUGGAUGGAAAGCCUAGGCUAAUUUUAGCCACUUCGGACAGCUCUCUACUGAGGCGUUACAGGGUAUUUUGAGUCCGUAAGGAGUACCAGUCUACUGGAAACAAAACCUUGCCAAACUGCUGACACAGCAAUGCUACAGCUUCCACUUUUUACAACCACAGUUCACAUCAUUGGCUGGACAGGGCCAGUGUCCGUUCCAGAGUGCUCGAAGAUAAAGCAUUACCUUUGACUUUGAACUAGCCUGGAACAAGCAGUCUUCUCCAGGAAUUAACACGUUUAUGCAACUGAUACAAACAGCACAUCCUCAGAUUGAAUUGUUUCAAAAAUUGCAUCAAGUUGUAUUACUUCUGAAUUUCAGUUUUCUGCACUGUCAAAUACUGCUCACAGUCUUAAGGACUUCUGUAGUAGCCUAAACUACUCCUCAAGAUGUUUUUUUCAAAAAACCCACGAGCGGCAUUUUGGAGUUCCAAAUUAUGUAUCUCCUCACUAUGAUUGCAAAGACCCUAUUUAUGUUUUUCUCCUUUCCAACAAGAAGUGGGGUUUGCAUAGCACAUAGAAUCCCACUUUAUUUGAUUUCUGAACGGCCAGAAAGAACUCAAAAAGCAACUUUUACCUACUCAGAGGAGUGUUGAGAACCCAGUGAUAAACACGACCACACAACACCCUUACUACUGGAUCACUCUCAAGAUGUUUCAGGCUUUAAUGCUUGUCUCUGCAGGACAACAAUUCAGCAUACUCCCAAGUUUUAAUACGCUCAUCUAGGUUGGAAGCUAUUCUUUAAGUCUGCAAAACCCCACUAUUAAAAGUGUCUUUAAUUGAUAACGCAAAAAAAAAGGUGUUGGUGCUACCAGUGCAACAGCCACUUCCAGAGCAGUAACUGCGUAGUGCAGCUGAAGAAGCCUUGUUUCCAACAGAUGUGUUCCACUAAAAUAUCAUUCCUACUAUAUUUUCUCCCUUUUCCAUUAGCCAUACGUACAGGAUUUCUUACGUCAAGUACCACAUUCCCUCUAUUAAUCAAUAUUAUAAUAUUCUUAAGAAGUAUAAUAUUAAACAUAGUACUUUAUUCUUUUUGAGACCACUACACCUCUAUGCAUCCUCUAGGAUUUGGGUUAAAAAACUGAGGAGUAUUUCAGGAGAUAGGUGAGGAUGGUGUGAUUAUGCAAGUGUUGUUUCUUUGGGCUGUCAGCAAUAGAGACAGAUAACAUCAUGUGGUAAGAUGCAGGGACUAUCCUGGAAGGAUGUGACACAGAAAGUGAACUGAAAAAUAACAAUAAAUAAACAAUUAAAAAUAAGCCAUUACCUCAGGGCUGUAGGAAACAGAAUGAAUAGCAGAGGAGGAUCAGACUGACACAAUAAUUUUAUUAGAUCUAUGUAAAACUAGAAAUAAUUACUAGAAUAUAUUUGCUUUUUUUCCAACAUGCUUUUGAAGUGUGUAUACUGAAAUUAAAAAAAAAAAAAAAGUAAAAUAAUACAUUUGGGGCAGAUGUUACAGGGAAAGUUCCCCCCACCUUACAGUUUACUAAUUUUUCAAGAUUGUUUUGCAGGAGGAAGUUGUUAUUAAAUACUUCUCUCAUAUGUUUGUGUUUGUUUUCCAAAAGAUAAAUCAAAGCCUGCAGUGAAGGUGAGUGGAAAAAUUGUUUUUUUGGUUAGAGCACACAAAUUAAUUAGUUAUUUUUUAACACGGAAAUGUAGGAACACAUUUGAACUGUCUAAAUUCUUGUAAUCAAUAUUUAUGAAAGAUAAAUAUGUACAUAUGAGACCCUUCUAACUUGGGAUAUUCUAUGAUUCUGAUUUCUCAGGUUCAUAAUAGCUGUUAAAAAGGAUGAAUUUCAAGUUUAAUGACUACUUUUACUUUUGCAAAAUGCAUUAGUUUACUUUGCCAAGAAGUUACAGCAGCACAGGGAAUCAUCUAAAUCAGAACUUUCAGAGACCUUAAAGGGAUUCUGGUAAAAUAGGGAUCUGAAGUGUGUUUAAGUUCCAGUUCAGUGAUACAGGUUGCCUCUGUCUCAAGUAAACUGGAAUGCACUGGGUUGGGGAAGGAAAGAGAGCAGAAAAUGGUCUCAAUACAUGGGAGAUAAUUACAAGUGUACAUCAAGGACCUUGAAAAUUAUAAAACUUUAGUACAGAACAGAAAAAUCAAGACUGAAACAAUACUGGCUGUAUGGUAAAAACAUACGCCUGUUUAAAGCCAGGCUGCAGAAAUGCUAAAGAAAAGCAGAAAUAAUGUUUAUUAAUUCUUUCAAAUGUCAUGCUACCUAAAGUUAUUUUUCAUACUGUUAUUUUUAAAUAGUUAAAUUUAGGAGUGGUAUUCUCUUCCAAGGUAUUCCUAGUACUUAUGAAGAUAUUUAAUUAGUUUAUACUGAGUUAGUGUCUACUUACUUGUUGCUUCAAUUUUGUUUCUGUUUGUUACCCAUGCGAAUUUAUUUCCUUAUUUAAUAUAUGGUGAAAUUUUAUUGCUUUAACAGAUGGGUAAUAAAGCCAGAGCACCUAAACAGGCACUGAGAAUAAGGCACACUGGGCAUGUUCUGAGGUCAGCACAAAAUGCUUGUAUCAAGCAGGAAGACUUAACAAAACCAAGGAGUGAAUCAAGCUUGUCGAUGGCAAAAGGCGAAAAACUGCAAGUUAUUAAACACUCCUCACAUGAAGCUGCAACUAAAGAUCACUCUUUGAUUUUCCAAAGAGAUAGCACAAACAGAUAUCCUGAUUCAGAGAAUCGUAAUGUUGUUAAAAAAUGUAAACAGAAACCCCAAAACCCACAUGUAUCAGCUGAAGACCUAAGAAGUUUGGUGUGUUUAACACAAGAACAGCUUCAACAGAUUUUGAUGACUGUAAAAGAUGGAACCAGAAAUAUCUCUGAGACUCAUAAUGAAAAGCAAGAGGAAAUGGCUACUAAUGAGGUGUCAGAGGAAAACACUAUAGUGUUGCUCCAAAAAGCUUGUGAAGUUUCACCUGUUCCAGAGGAAGUUAACUCUGAUUCAAGCGGGAAACAAGAAGCACAUCCACAGCCAGUUAUAAAGGAUUCGUGGAAGCCUGCCGACAUGUUUAGUACCUUGGGUGAAAGAGAAGGGGAGAAAGCCUUAUUAGAAUUUAGAAAGACCCAAUGGAAGAAGGAAUUAGACGAACAGGUAGCACUGAAGAAGAAACUGAAAGAAACUUUGGAGGGAGAGCUGGGUUAUUUCUGGGCAAAACCUGGCAAUAAUAAAGGCCAUAAAGAGAAAGUGGAAACAGCUGACCCAGAUAAGACAGUGUUUCCAGCUGAUUCGAUUAUUACCACUGAGGAGAACUGUGUCUGUACAGCUGCUUUCACAGCCGAGGCCAAUCAGGUUCCACUGAAUGUUUCAAGUGCUCCAGCUGGGCAGUCGUCUGAUUUCAGUUCUUAUUGCACUGCAUUUUUUUUAGGGGAAGCUGUGCCACAGGAACGACCUUUUAGUGCUUUGAAGCAUGAGCAACAGAAGAAGUGGCUUGAAGAGCUGGACAAACAGAAGGAAGAAACUAAGUUACGAAAAAUAGAAGAAAAACUUAAUUUAUCAAAGGCUGAAGAGCAUGACAGAUGGGCAAUGCAUUUUGAUUCUUUAAAGAACCACCUUAAUGCUAAUGCACAACACCCCUUAAAUGGAAUGUACAAAAAGCAGCCUGAAAGUCUUUGCCUGUCACCUGACCCUCAGGAGCUGACUGCUUUUAUUCACCCUUUUUCACCUGCAGCUUUAGGCAACCUCAUGCCCUCAAAGGUGGGAAAUGCAGAAAAAGCUGCUAAAAACAGUGCUUUGGAACACAGUCAGAAAGUCAGCUUUCUCCGUUCAAUGACAGCUCUCCUGGACCCUGCACAGAUUGAAGAGAGAGACAGGCGGCGGCAGAAACAGUUAGAACAUCAGAAAGCAAUAAUGGCUCAAGUAGAAGAAAAACGGAAGAAGAAACAACUGGAAGAAGAGCAGAGAAGAUGGGAAGAACGAGAGGAAGAACAGCGCCUAGCGCGAGAAAAAGAACAAAUGCAGAAACAGUUUGAAGAAGAUAUGCUGAAACAAAAACAAAAGGAGGAACUUGUCACUCUAAAAACGAAUGAGCUUUAUCAGACAAUGCAGAAAGCUCAAGAAUUAGCACAGAGAUUAAAACAAGAACAACGCAUUCGAGAGUUGGCUCAGAAGGGACAUGACAUUUCAAAACUUCAGAAGAAUCUUUGUGGUGGUGAUGCAGAAUUUGAAAAUUGUAGUACUGACAUUCCAUAUCAAAGUCAUAAUUUCUCUGAUGACAUUAAGAGCCACGUUAAUCAGCAGACUUCUCCUCGGAAGGACACUGCUGUACAGACAGAUUACUUCAAUACUUCAGCAUACACCGAGUCAGCCGAGGAAAGAACUGUGUGUUGCGGAUCACCUGAUGUCUCCAUAGAAUAUAAAGAAACCUCCAGCAGGAAAACAUACCAGAAGGAAACGCAGUAUAUAGAUAAGAAUAAAAUUUCAGGAAAAGAGAGCGGUGGCAUUUCGGAUGAUCUAUAUGAACAGUAUGCAAGAAGAGAAAGACAAAUUAAGCCUUCAGAAAAGUACAGCAAAAGACCUGAUUGGAACAUCAACAAGCCUGGGAAAAGAUACAUUCCAGCAUCAGAAAGAUACCCGAAACAGCUACAAAAACAAAGGGAAGAAAACAAAUUAAGACGACAAAUGGAGCUGCUUCAGUUGGUAGAAAAAAACACCCCUGGGAAUCUCUGCCUAAAAAAGGGUGGUUAUUCAGACAGGUCUCCUUCACCUCGUGAAGAAAUAAACGUGAAGAACAGGGGACACAGAACGAGAAAGGAAGAACAAUUACGUAAGAAUCAUUUGAAUGCAGAAAGAUCUGAAUCACCACCUGUUCCAGCAGUUAAGAACAGAUUACACCAAGCACAACAAAAACAGAUCCAUGCUUCUAAUUUCCUGAUGCAUAACAACAGCAGAAGAGAGAGAAAUGGCAGGAGGGCUGUGGAGCAGAGGAGCUCCCCUCCUCCCGCUGCAGAGGCCAGACCUCCCUCUUCGCAGUUCGUUCCCUACGUUCGAACUAAUGAAGUUUAUUGUCUUGACCCAGAUGCACCAGUGACAAGACCUUCAACACAUGACCCUCAGUAUCAACAGUUUAACGAUUCUUACCAAACGCCACGACAGAUUUUCAGCUCUGAUCAUGUUAGAGAUCCUCUUCUAAAUCCUGAUGGAGUUAAAAUCAGAGAGAGACAACAGGCAAUUCUCAAAGGAUUGUCAGAAUUACGCCAGGGCCUCCUGCAGAAGCAGAAGGAGUUGGAGUCUGCUCUGAUUCCUGCUCUAGCGCCAGAAGAGAACUUCAUUUCGCCAUUUUGAGAGGUACAUAGGAACAGUCGGAAUUCUUAAAAUGUAAAUGCACAGCACUUUGUUUGCUACUAUAAUUAAUUACAAAAAUCUGUAUCUUUUUUAUGAAAGAUUUAAAUUAUGUGAAUUUUGAUAAUUACAGGGUCAUUUUUCAUAUUGAAGAUACAUUUAGCUAAUGAUGGCGUGUCUGUUUAGAAUGGUCUUCAUGCUGCCUGAAGACUUAUGUCCUUUUAAUAUAAAUCACCAAAACAUAGUAUAAAAAUGUUACAUGGGGUUUUGUAGAACUCAGUGUAUGUAUUUUGAUAAAUAAAAAGAUUAAAACGUA
Molecule: messenger RNA, 5641 nt
Organism: Calidris pugnax (ruff)
Lineage: Eukaryota; Metazoa; Chordata; Aves; Charadriiformes; Scolopacidae
Gene: CCDC66
Product: coiled-coil domain containing 66
Exons: 17
Coding region: 2479-5328 (949 amino acids)
Biological process (GO): cilium assembly
Cellular component (GO): microtubule; cilium
Molecular function (GO): microtubule binding
Source: RefSeq, a predicted model, not a curated record